AUGAUUUUAUUUAAAAACCCUAAGUCCGCGCCCAAGAAGGGCUCCAAAAAAACCGUCACCAAGACCGCCGUCAAAGGAGGCAAGAAGCGCAGAAAGUCCAGGAAGGAGAGCUACGCUAUCUACGUGUACAAGGUCAUGAAACAGGUCCACCCUGAUACCGGGAUCUCCUCCAAGGCUAUGGGCAUCAUGAACUCCUUCGUCAACGACAUUUUCGAGCGUAUCGCUGGUGAGUCCUCUCGUCUGGCUCACUACAACAAGCGCUCCACCAUUACCUCCAGGGAGAUCCAGACCGCCGUGCGCCUGCUGCUUCCCGGUGAGCUGGCCAAGCACGCCGUGUCCGAGGGUACCAAGGCCGUCACCAAGUACACCAGCUCCAAGUAAAGCGCCUUAGUCGCUCUGGCAAACCAACGGCUCUUUUAAGAGCCACCCAUCUUAUCAAAGCUACUUGAAUCUGAAUCUACAUACUACAUAAAUAACAGCAGUCAGAAACUGAGCAUCAUGUUAGGAGAGGAGAAG
This is a messenger RNA of Trichomycterus rosablanca, 516 nucleotides long. RefSeq names its product histone H2B-like. Lineage: Eukaryota; Metazoa; Chordata; Actinopteri; Siluriformes; Trichomycteridae. Gene Ontology annotation, molecular function: DNA binding; structural constituent of chromatin; protein heterodimerization activity. Gene Ontology annotation, cellular component: nucleosome. The transcript is spliced from 3 exons. The record is from RefSeq and is a predicted model, not a curated record. Bases 1 to 381 code for a protein of 126 amino acids.